UCACUCUCACUCACCCCAUUGCACUCAAAUGCACAUCACAAUAUGGUAGUAACAGAGGGACCCUCCGUUCUCCAAACUCUUUAAUUACCCCUACCCGAAAAGAUCCGACUCCCCACCAUUUUUACACACACAACACACAACGACGUGUUAUCUCACUUUCACGUUUCACCACUCUUACGGCUGAAGUUUCCACCCUAAAUCCAACAAAAUGCCUAAAACUCAGCUACAAGUACAACCCUUUUGCACCCUUUUCUUGAUAUUACUGUCUUUCUUGCAAAUCCAGGUGGGAAUCUGUAGUGGGAUCUCAGUUUUGGAGGUAAAUUCAGUGAAAGCUGGUGAAUUGGCUGCAAUGGUGAAAAGGGUUUGUGUAGGAAAAGUUGGUGAUUGCUCAGAAGUGGCAGUAGAGGAGGAGAUGAUGGAUUCUGAGAGCAAUAGAAGGGUUCUAUUCAUGCAGAAAAGAUAUAUAAGUUAUGAUACUUUGAGAAGGGAUUUGGUGCCCUGUGAUAGGCCUGGAGCUUCAUAUUACAAUUGUAAGGGCCCUGGUGUGGCUAAUACUUACAACAGAGGUUGUGAAAUUAUUACCAGGUGUGCAAGGGGAGAUUAGUGGAGUUCAAGUUUGAUUCUUGACACCUCUACAGUAAGAGAAUGCAAUGGAUGGGUAAAAUUUUCUCUUUUCUUUUUCUUUCCCCCAUGUAACUUAAGGUCUGGUUAAGAAGUCUGAUGGUUUGUGUUCAGUUUCUAUGAUGCAAGUAUACUAGUAUGGUAUAAAUGUUACUUUUG
Messenger RNA from Sesamum indicum (sesame), 780 nucleotides. Lineage: Eukaryota; Viridiplantae; Streptophyta; Magnoliopsida; Lamiales; Pedaliaceae. The record is from RefSeq and is a predicted model, not a curated record.